AUGACCGACUUUUGGAGUCCUCCAGGAGCGGCACAAAAAGAGGAAACCCAUUUGCUGCUCAUGAUCCAAGUCCUGAUUUCUCUCCAGAUAGAGACAGUUGGCAUAUCUUCAGCAUGUGGGAAAAUAGACCAGAUGUUGCAAGAACUGGCUGGUGUAAACCAUCUACUGGUUUACAGAGAAACAGAAAAAUGCUUGCAGUCAAUUAUCGCUAAAGAUCAGAUGCUCACAUUGAAUGACUUGCAAAUAGCAUGUAUGCUUCUGGAAGAGAGUGUUGUUGGUCGGGAGGUGUGGAAAGAGCUGUAUCUACUUCUAAUGCAGAAAGUAUCGGAACUACUCAUGGUUGUACUUGAAGAAGAAUCUUUAAGGGAUGGCCCUAUCUGUUAUUCGGCUGUAAAGAUUUGUCUACAGAUAUUUCAGCUGUUGCCAAAUCAAGUGUCAUCAUUGGUGUGGACAAAGAUGGAGGGCAACCAUGUCAUACAGAACAUCCUACAAGCUCUUUUUUACAUCAUUUAUGGACAGUGCUGCAAUAGAGACACAUGUCUGCUGGCUGGCACUGCUGUGGCCAUGCUACUCAACACCACACAGAGCCAGGCUGCAGGACAUGCUGCAUGGAGGCUACUUCAGAUCUCAGAGCAAGAGUCUGCUGUUGUAAACGUUGGUGGUCUACAGGUAAACUAUAGAUGUAUUGGUAAUAAAGAGCUGGCUGUGUUAGCCGUCUGCAGAGGAGUCUUGACCUGCUGUCGUCCCCAUGUCCUGCUCAGCUCAAACACUGAUGAUAAAGACGUGUGUUUACUGCUUGGUUUGUUUUCUCUUAUAACCAGUUUGUGUGCAAAGAAAAUCGACUGUCAUUACUUUGCCUUUGAGGUGGUGAAUGUAUGGCUGAAGAAAAUGAGGGAAAAUAUUGCUGAAAUAAUGGAGUUAACUGGGGCUCCCAUUUUGUCUGAGAGCAGCAGUCUCCAACAGCAACUCAUUGAUAUCAUUCUAACCAAUGCUGACAGCCCUGUCAAUGGAGUGUCUGAUUUAGCCCGUAGUGCUUUUACUUUGCUCUUGGACCUUUACCAGACUGAAUGUAUGCUGUGUGAUGGUGCUGUUAACACUCUUUAUUCUUCAUUGCUUCUUCGGAUAACUGACUUGCCUUGGGAAAAUAAACCCAAAUACUAUCAGUUAUGUGCAUUGCUCCCAUAUCUUGGUUCUGAGAAGGUAUUCAGUCACUAUCCAGAAUUGCCAAAUCAUAUUCUGAAGUGUUUAAGCACAAACCACCUCUCUCCGUGUGGCGCAGAGCUUUAUAAAUGCCUUAUUCAGCAACAGCAACGGGAGCUCCUCAACCAAAAUGAAGCAUGUCUUGCAGAGGAGUGGGCAAAGCGCUGGAAGUCUGUCCUUGUUGAGGCGCUUACGUCUGAAGUGGCCCAUUUACAAAACAACAGCUCGGUUCACUUGUUACCAGUGACAUAUCAUGUGUUUCCUGCUGCUGUGGCGCCCCUGCUGGAAGCUUUGAACCCAAGUUCUCCGGAACAUCUGUACGCGUGGGCCUGUGUCUUGAGUUCAUAUCGGGCAACAACAGGACUAUCUCCUUGGUCUUUGCAAGGAGGCAACACUCUGAAGAUCCUGCCUCUCGCUCUCGAGUCUGCUGAUGACAAAGUGCGCCUGGCCGGUUUCAACCUCCUUUGCUGCAGCCCCAAAACAAAAGACUUUCCAAUACGCGAGGAGAUGGAGAUGAUCAAGAGCUUUAUUCCUCAAAAUCUAAAUUGCGAGUCUUCAUCUUUCCGCCAACAUUUUCAGAAUGGAGUGAGACGGAUCUUGGUACGUAUCAGAGACUGCUGCUUGUGCUUUGUCAAAAUUCAAACGGACAAAAAGAAACAAGAGGCCUCCCAUAAGCAAGAGGUCAAAGACUUACUAGAUCAGGGAAUAGAGUUUGUGAAUUGGUUGGGAGAGCUUCCUUACUGCUACCUGGCACCAGGACAUAACUACCAAAGGAAAAAAACAUCUUUACUACUGCUCACUGCUGUGCUUGAAACAUGUACUGACACAUGGAGCCCAGACAAAAGGAAGGGACAACCACCAGUGCAUAUGGAAUCUCUCAUUAACUACGUCAAGCUAAAGGACCAGUGGGAUUUCUUCAGUCGUGCAAAACUCCUUGUCCUCAUCAGCUGUUUGGAGGAUUCAACCAAUGAGAUUCGAGAGCUUUCUGCAAAUUUGUUGUUGAGAUUUUUUCCACGCAGUUUUCCAGAAGACAUUUUCACUGCUCUAUUCACACGAACAAAGCGCCUCCUCUGCAGCCCUCGAGUGCAGGAGGCUCAAACGGCAGCGCUCAUGAUAAAGGUGCUUCAUCUGAUAUCCUCGAGUUGUCAGGAGGGCAAAAUGACUUUCAGAUGUAGCCCAAACCUGCAGGAAUUGGAUUUUGUGAGAUUUCUCUUCAAAGAGUUGGAGGAACAUUAUUGUGUAGCGAAGAGUGACAUGCUGCUUGCUGCCAGGACCAAGCCUAUUCAUGGGAUUCUGAGUGCUCUUCAGAGUUGUUUGUUUGCCUCACCAAGCAAUAUGCAAGAUGCACUUGACAGCAGCCUGAUCACAUUUGCACUGGAACUUUUGGAAAAUAUUUCUCAGCUUCUUCUCGGUGUAUUCUAUGGAGACCAACUGGAAACUUGUGGUGCUGAAGAUGUCCCUCCUUCCUUUAGUGACAUGGGGAAUGCAAUAACAAGUUUAAUUGACCAGGCCUCAGGUGAGGGCCUUGAGGAGUGUGUUUUGUUAUCAGAGGAUCACAGCCUGGUUCUCACUUGCUGUUGGGUCUCCCUUAAGGAAACUGGAAUAGUUUUGGGUUCAUUGGUGGACCACGUUAUUAGCCAGAGUCAAGGCUCCACGCACCUCCUCACCAAAACAGACUUGAAACGAGCUUCCAGGAUCUUUUGGAAUAUUCUUCUAAAAUGCCGUCAGUGGGGGGCAGUAGAGGGUUGUUGCGUUGGCUUCACUAAGUUUUGUGCUUGUCUGCUGAGAAGUAAUGAUCCAGAACUAAUGGAAAUCCCUGCAGACAUGUUAAAACAAGUACUGCAAGUAAUCGCAUCUCCUAGAUCCACUUCAGUGACCAGGCGCGCCGCAGGCUUGCCCAUGCUUAUCCUCUGUGUGCUGUCAGCAGAGGUGGGAAGCAGGGGGCGGCCUCUUUUAACACACUGUGUGGAGUUUUUAUCUGAUAAAGCAAAAACCCCGCUUCCAGAGCAAUGGGAUCAUACUCUGGACCUCCCACAGGUCUGCGCAGUUCACACUCUACAAGCACUGGUGAGGGGCACAGCACUAGGGUCUGCAAUCCUUCAGUUUGCUCCAAGUGUCGCCAUCCUAUAUGCUUGGCCCACAGUCCUAGGCCAUGACGGCGACAACGAGCCGCUCAAAGGGGGGAUGGUCUCCUCCACUCGCUGUUCUUUUUGCCACUUCGUUUACGUGCAGCAGUUUAUCUUGGCAGAGCUGAGAGAAGCAGCUCAUCGCAACUCCAUCCUGGUGUCCAAGACUCAGCACUAUCUCUGA
Molecule: messenger RNA, 3510 nt
Organism: Knipowitschia caucasica
Lineage: Eukaryota; Metazoa; Chordata; Actinopteri; Gobiiformes; Gobiidae
Source: the annotation of a GenBank genome assembly